UUUUGAACUUUGAUCGAUUAGUUAAGGAGAUUUACCGCAGCUUGAUCACCUUAAUGUAUGCAUUGUUCGUCCUCUUCGUCAUUAUAUUAUUUCCUCUUAAAAGCAUUUACAAAAAUGACUUCUAGCUUUAAUCAAUUUGAUUUUCCUCACAUUUUAGUAAGGAUCUGGAAUUAUAUUACGACAUGUGCACAUAAUUUCUUUUGUGCUAUCAUCAAGAAGAAAAGAAAGAGAGUCGUCGCUUGUAUAAGCUUCGUGUCUGGAAAUGGAAACCUGGUCGCAAAAAUCUGCUAAUUAAUAGUUCCCUCCCUCCCAAGUUUCGGCUUCAUCAAUAGUUGACAAACAAACACUUCCAAUCUAAAACCAUAAUCGGAAUCUUGCAGUUUUCAAAAAAUCCUUCGCGGUGUCCCAUUGAUUUUUAUCUGCCUUAUAAUUGUCUUCACAUCUUUAAUUACGAGUAUAUAUAUAUAUAGUAAUCUAUGUAUCAAGCAAGCAAGUCGAGUCAAUCUCCCCGGAGAAGUCCACUGCUACCUCAACUAGUCAACUAUUCAUUUGCAACCCUCCUCGAAUACCAACUGCCAACUACAGCUCCCGUUAACUGUCAUUGCCUUUAAAUACUGCGAAGUCGCUUAGCACCUAAACCAUAAACCCAAGAAAGAAGUCUGCAGGACUUGCUAGCUCCUUUCUUCCCCCUCAUCCCUUCUCCUUGUUUUGCCUUUUCAUCAUUUGAAGAACUGAUCGAAAUGGCGAUUAUGGAAAUUCCCAGAAGGGAGACAGCAGCACUGCCUGCCACUCCACGAAGAGCAAUGGCAAGAAUCUUCUCCCCGUCCAAUUCUACCUCACCCAUCUCUUCAUUUUCCAGUCAUUUCACUUCUCCCAAGUCUUCAAACACAACCUCUGAGCCAAUGAUGGAUGAAAACAUUGAAAAGGCUGAGGCCAUGAUCACAAAAUGGGACGUCAAAGGCUCCACCUUCGCUAAAUUCACCUCGCUCUUCCAAGAGAACAGAAAAGAAGCCAAGGACUUUGUCAACUGUGUCAAGGACUUGCGCAGAGCCAUGCAUUUCCUCGUUUCGGAACGAGCUAGUGCUGGCAAGCUCGUGCGAGCACAAAACCUGAUGCAAAUGUCUAUGCAGCGCCUCGAGAAAGAGUUCUACCAAAUUUUGUCAGCUAAUAGGGAGUAUUUGGAUCCAGAAUCGGUUUCUAGCCGAUCCUCAACAAUAUCACGGUCACUGUCCGCUACUUCAGAUGAUGAAGAUGACUACAGCUCCGACCAUGAGAUUCAGAGAGUUGGCGAUAAGAUUUCUGAAGUCGAACGGCUUUCAGUGCUAGCCAUGUCUGACCUCAGGCUGAUUGCCGAUUGCAUGAUCAGCACAGGUUAUGGGAAAGAGUGUCUGACAAUAUAUAAAAUCAUCAGAAGGUCAAUUGUUGAUGAAGGACUCUACCGUCUUGGGAUUGAACGAUACAGUUCAUCCCAGAUCAACAAAAUGAAUCCCAGUGCUCUGGAGCAUCAGACAAAAUCUUGGCUGAAUGGAAUCAAAAUUGCAGUGAAAACCCUUUUACAUGGAGAAAGAUUUCUGUGCGAUCAUGUCUUCUCUUCCUCUGAAGCAAUCAGAGAAUCAUGUUUCGCUGAUAUAGCUAAAGAGGGAGCAACCAAUCUGUUCAGAUUUCCAGAGCUUGUUGCAAAAAGUAAAAGAUGGCCGGAAAAAGUUUUCCUGCUAAUGGACUUGUAUGAAGCAAUCUCGGACCUGUGGCCGGAGACUGAAUCAAUCUUCUCAUUUGAAUCAAUCUCCUCUGUCAAAUCUCAAGCUUGCUCCUCUCUCCAUAAGCUCAGUGACUCAGUCAGGACACUUCUCACUGAUUUUGAGUCAUCAAUUCAAAAGAAUUCAUCUAAAGUUCCUGUUCCUGGUGGAGCAAUACAUCCAUUGACCAUUUCAGUGCUGAAUUAUGUCUCUUCACUUGCCAACUAUAGCGGAGUUCUCUCUGAUAUCAUUGCUGGUUCUGCAUCCCCAACACAGUUGCCACUUCCAGAGUCCUACUUUGAGAGUCCAACGGUCAAUGAGAUGCCAACUUCAGCUGUCUCUGUUCGACUUGCGUGGAUCAUCCUUGUCCUCCUUUGUAAACUUGAUAGUAAAGCUAAUUUCUAUAAUGACACUGCACUGUCCUAUCUCUUCUUAGCUAACAAUCUCCAGUUUGUUGGCAAAAAAGUCUGUGCCACAUCCCUCAAGUGCCUUCUAGGGGAUGACUGGACGGUGAAGCUUGACAGAAAGGUGAAAUUAUAUGCAGCAAAUUACGAACUGAUGGCUUGGAAUAAAGUGUUUUCAUGCCUACCGGAAAAAUCACAAGAAGAUAUGUCGCCUGAUACUGUAAAGACGUAUUUCAGGCAAUUCAAAGCAGCCUUUGAUGAGGCAUACCGGAAACAAAAGUCUUGGGUGGUUCCAGAUGGGAAGUUUCGAGAUGAUAUCAAACUAUCAAUAAAGAGCAAACUGGUACCCGUGUAUAGGGAAUUCUACAACACACAUAUUGAAGUACUCAAGGGGGACAGGACCUUGAAAUUGGUGAGGUUCUCCCCAGAUAAUUUAGGAAAUUAUCUAUCAGAUAUACUCCAAGGAACUGCUGUACUAGAGAGUUCAUCAUCAUCAUUGUCAACCUCUCGAGCAUCAAGAUGGCUCCCAUAAUCCUUGUUGACAGAGAUUAAAGCUGUAUUUUUUUUUGUCCUAUGUUGUUGCACUUCAUGUUGAAGAAGUUAGCUUUUCUAAGUAAGACUGAAUUGUUUACACACUAAUGAAAGCAUCUUUUGCAAUCA
This is a messenger RNA of Coffea arabica (coffee), 2800 nucleotides long. RefSeq names its product exocyst complex component EXO70H1. The record is from RefSeq and is a predicted model, not a curated record. Gene Ontology annotation, molecular function: phosphatidylinositol-4,5-bisphosphate binding. Gene Ontology annotation, biological process: exocytosis. NCBI's taxonomy places the organism in Eukaryota, Viridiplantae, Streptophyta, Magnoliopsida, Gentianales, Rubiaceae. Gene Ontology annotation, cellular component: exocyst.